Acaulospora morrowiae is the source of this 492-nucleotide messenger RNA. The record is from the annotation of a GenBank genome assembly. Lineage: Eukaryota; Fungi; Glomeromycota; Glomeromycetes; Diversisporales; Acaulosporaceae.
AUGUCUCAUAACCACCACACCAGAUCAUCCCGAAUCAAGAUCGCAAAGAUUUUUCCUCCAAUUUAUGACGCCACACAAACAACAAGCUUUAUCGAUGAAGAUAUUGACCUUGACAACUCUUACGCAUCGAAACAAAUUAACAACCAUCAACCGCAAGGAUUAUCGACAUCUUUAUCGAGCGGAUUCCACAAAAUCACUGAUAACAUAAUGUCAAAAUUAUCGCCGUCUUCGUCGUCUCUACCCUUACAUCAUAAUGCCAUAAGUAAUUUAAGCAUCGAUAGGAAAUAUCCUUAUUCUUUGGAUGAAAAUUGCGAGAUCGUGAUUCCUAUAAAAACAUUAUCACCUACACAAACUGUGUGGAAGAAAAAGUCUGACAUAGCGACUGGUUGGAAGUAUUGGCUAACGGUUUUGCUCGUCAUUCUGAUUAUACUUGGAGUGUUCUCAUAUCGUGUGUGGAUCUUCGGAGAACACCUGAAAAUUCUACAACCAUAA